ACAACCAGGCAUGUAUAGUGGAAUUUUCUCAAAAAAUCAACUCCAAAUUCAUGUAACCGAGCUCCACAGAGGUGCCAUAAUGUGAACAAUAAAUGGACAGUUGACCUUACUAAGCGGUUCAACUAGUUGCAGACAAAAAAAAAAAGUUAAAAGCUGAAGGGAAAGGCAAAAUGAUUGCUGGUGGUGCCAAUGUAGAUGGAAAAUGGAGUGGAAAGAAAAUGGAAGGAGAUGAUGGUUUGAGAACAACGGAGUGUCUAAGAGGAAGACUGCUAGCGGAGAGAGCAGCUUCAAGGGCUGCCAAAGAGGAUGCAGAGCAAUUGGGAAACAAGCUUAUAGAGCUAGAGAACCAGUUGAGGCUAGAAACCAAAUCAAGAAACAGAGCAGAGAAGAGGCUAAAAUUUCUGAUCAAGAAGCUUGAGUCCCUAAACAUAUCAUACGUUUCAGAGGACUCAGAGCAUUCAAGCAUGGUAGAGAAGAGUGAUAUGUCCUCUGUAUCAUCAUCACCAUCAUCAUCAUCAUCAUCUCCCAAAACCAAGAUCACAAACACUCUGAAAUGUGACACUGAAGAAGAGUCUGUGGCGAAGAUGAAGUGCCCUGCAAUCUCUCAAGAUUUGGAAGACAAUGUUUCACAGAGUACUAGUACUGUUGUGUCUAAUCAAGGCCAUUGUAGUGCAAUUGAAGGCUCUUUGAGUUCUUCUACAGAGAGAGCUGAUUGUGAAGAACACAGUGAGCUUGGAUCGAUUCGAAACUACAAUGAUCUGAAGACAGAUGAUCAUAGUUCCUCUAGCUUAUCAAAGUUAGAAAAGGAGAAUAAUAGUGAAGAAAACAGUGAACAAGCACAAGAUGGUGAUGAAGUUGAUAACUCACUGGCAUUGGUACCAGCUGAAUUUCCCAAGGCAUCAUCACCACCAACUGAUCCACAUAUUGUGGAUGAAAGAGUUAAAGAUGUCCUUGAAGCUCUGAGGCAUGCUAGAGAAAAGCUUCAGUGGACAAUGGAGAGAAGACAUUUGAUUAGAGUUGGCUCCAAAUGAUACUACUAUAUGUGUUUUGGCUUUGAAUGAUAUAAAUGUCAACUUAGAUAACAUGAAGACAGAUUUAAUUUCAAUAUUUUUUGUUAAUAUUUUUGUUUUGCUUGAAAUGCAUUGGUGUGGAGAAUGGGCCCUUUGGGUAGCUAAUAAACAGAGUUGGUUGUGUACUGAUCA
This is a messenger RNA of Camellia sinensis, 1202 nucleotides long. RefSeq lists its product as uncharacterized. The record is from RefSeq and is a predicted model, not a curated record. Lineage: Eukaryota; Viridiplantae; Streptophyta; Magnoliopsida; Ericales; Theaceae.